AUGAAGCGUAGCCAAAAUAUUUUAAAUUUGGCAUUAUCAUUAAAUGGAAUUUCAACAGAUCAAGAAGAAGCUUCGACUUCGUCCAAGGCAGAUGAUCAUGCUACCCAGAAAAUUACUCUACCACAAGAUAAUAGGUAUUUUCUCGAACAUGGUGAAAACUUACUUUCAUUCAAAAAUAAUAUACGGGAAAAUGCGCUGGUAAAUUACUAUCCAGAUUCCUACUCCUCAUCUAGUAAAAAAGAACCAUUUUCUCCUGACGUUUCGGAAUAUUUCCCUUACGACCAAGAUGAUUCUACAAAUAGUUCUGAACAUUCUUCACAACAUAAUAUUCCUUUACAAGAGAUACCAACAGCUACAAACAUACCUGAAAAUAUUACCACUCCUGAAGGGACAGCAAGAAAAGUGAAAAGGACUGUUCCGAAGAAAGCUACUCCGGGUAGAAAACGAAAUCAUAAUCGAGAAAACUGGAAACGCAACGUUAUAAAUGUCCUGUACAAGGCUGACAGGAAUGGCUUCCACGCAGAGGGAGAUCACGUACCCACCCCGCCGCCGAUACCGCCCGCUAUACAACGUGCACUCGACUACCUCGCUACACUACCGCCACCUACUAGCUACAAUAAUAGACUAGAAUAG
This is a messenger RNA of Parnassius mnemosyne (clouded apollo), 633 nucleotides long. The record is from the annotation of a GenBank genome assembly. Lineage: Eukaryota; Metazoa; Arthropoda; Insecta; Lepidoptera; Papilionidae.